AUUCUUUAGUUUCUUGUUUACUAACAAAUCAGGUGCAAAACAAUAUUUUACGUUCGUUUAUCUGUUUGUUGUUCUAACCACUUCUAACUCUUAGAUUCCAUUAAUAUCCUGCGCAAUUUUGCAAGAGUAUGAAUAAAUUUGAAGCAUUAAACCUGGAGGAUUCCCAGAAUAGUGAUAGUGGUGAGGAAGCUGCUUUUGAUGAACAAAAUAAUGGAGAAGAAAGUGACCAGAAAGAGAAGGUGAAACCUUUAGUGAUCGGAGAGGGUGAACAUCAGCUGCAAUUUCCUUAUGCCCUAUGGUUUUCAAAACGACCACCAGGGAAACAACAAUUCAACUAUGAAGACAAUAUAAAACUUGUUGGGAAGUUUGCAUCUGUUGAACAAUUUUGGUCAUUAUACAUUUGGUUGGUUCACCCUAGUGAGUUAACUGGUCAUUGUGACUAUCAUCUUUUCAAGGAUGGAAUUAAACCAAUGUGGGAGGACGAAGCAAAUAAGCGUGGUGGGAAGUGGAUUGUGAGGUUAAAGAAAGGAUUGGCAUCACGAUUCUGGGAAAAUCUGAUAUUAGCAAUUUUAGGUGAGCAAUUUAUGGUUGGUGAUGAGAUUUGUGGUGCUGUUAUUUCUAUUAGGUUCCAGGAAGACAUUAUAUCCGUAUGGAAUCGAACAUCCAGUGAUCAGGCUGUAACCACCAGAAUCAGGGAUACUUUAAAGCGUGUGCUUAGUUUACCAAUGAACACUAUCAUGGAGUACAAGACACAUGACAACAGCAUCAGGGACAAUUCAAGCUUCAGGAAUACAGCUAUUUUUUCGAGUUAGCCUGUACAUAUAGUCAGAUAGUCUUGAACAGUAUGUCGGUUUUUGAAAAAAACUGAACAUCGCGUGUGACUGGCUGCCGACCAUGCAUAUAGAGCAUUAAUUAAGGAAAGGCGUUUUUGGUCAAUUGGUCUGAUGAAACAUCUGAGUUUGACGUUUUUAACAUUGCCAUAUAAUGGAACAAUGCUUGCAUGCAGGCUUAUAAGGAAUGUGAAUGUAUUUCGUUGGAGAUAUAGUUACUAGCCAUACGCGGAUAUAUUUUUAAAGUUGUGUUUUGUAAAAAAGUGUAAGCCGUCUUUCUACCCUGACCAGCGUAACGGUUGCAUGACAUUUAUGUUAAUAAUAAUAAUACAAAGACUCCAUCCCGCGUGUGUAGAUGAAAAAUGAAAACGUUUCCGUGCCUUUAAGAGUUUUAACAAUAAAAAAAAUUUAAUUACAUGCAACGCAUACCGCCUAUGGUCACCUAGACUAAAUUUUGAUAUGACAAUUAAGAAGAAUAAUCCAACACCAGAAAGUGCAGUUUCCACUAUACGAAACUUUUCGAUGGAACGAAAGUUUUCUUCUGGUUUUCUUUAAAUUUUGUAAGAAUUCCACCGUAGGCGUAGCGGAUUUCCUUGACCGGUCAGAAUUGAAAGAAAAAUAAAGUAAUAAAUUUCGUUCUGUCGAAAAAUUCAGCCUAGUGGAAAACCGCUAUUAAUGUAAAAGAGUAAAACUGAAAAGUUUGAUUCGAAAGUGUUGUAAGUGUGAAACUCACUGUGAAAGAUACAGCUAUACAGGGCGAAAUCGACAAAUCUCACAUACUGCAUGUAAAUACUAGAUUUUCAAGCAAACUUUAACUCGUUUUAUGAUGCAUUUUGUGGUGUUAGAUUAGUUUCUAUACUCGCCCGGUUCAAAAUUAUCCCAUGCAUAUGUAUAGCUAGAAUCGAACGGACAAGAAAUAGAUAUCAAUUUGCCAAAAUAAAUAAUCCUUUCUGUGGCGUUCCCAUUCAAUAUCCCACUGAGCCAGCAAAACGAUGAUCAAACUUCUUAAUUAUAUAAAACUAAGGACUAUACACAUGCAUACACGCAUAAUGAGAUCUUUCU
Messenger RNA from Dendronephthya gigantea, 1892 nucleotides. Its product is annotated as eukaryotic translation initiation factor 4E type 2-like. The coding region runs from base 129 to 812 and encodes 227 amino acids. Lineage: Eukaryota; Metazoa; Cnidaria; Anthozoa; Malacalcyonacea; Nephtheidae. The record is from RefSeq and is a predicted model, not a curated record. Gene Ontology annotation, biological process: translational initiation. Gene Ontology annotation, molecular function: translation initiation factor activity; RNA 7-methylguanosine cap binding. The transcript is spliced from 9 exons. Gene Ontology annotation, cellular component: cytoplasm; eukaryotic translation initiation factor 4F complex.